AUGCAGAAGUUCCUCACCCUAGCUGCCCUCUUGGCAACCACCGCCCUCGCGGCGGAUCGCACGCCAGCCCUGGUUGCCCGUCAGGUAGUUGAGCUUCCUUGCUCCUAUCAAGCGAAAAGGCCUGUGGGGACGGCUGCAUCCCUCUCUCCUAUACCUGCUGCCCCAAUAACCUCGACCUGUACGGGUGGAGGAGGCGUUUCCACUCGCCCCGGAUCGACUAUCUCCAUUACCAACACUCUGACCAAUACGUUGACGUCCACAAGCACCUCCACCCACACUUUGACGUCCAGCGAGGUCGUGACCCCGACCUCCACCCCAACACCUAGCUCGAGCUCCUCGUCCUCCCGGAGCGUCAUUCCUCCCAGUUCGAGUGCGGCGUCUCCCUCGUCAUCGACGCCGGCCGUGUCGCCCACCUCACCUCCGCUUCAUACUGGUGCAGCUUCUCACUUGACCCCGGGCUUCUACGCUGCUGCCGGACUCAUUGUCGGCGCUGCUAUCCUUUAG
Molecule: messenger RNA, 504 nt
Organism: Aspergillus nomiae NRRL 13137
Lineage: Eukaryota; Fungi; Ascomycota; Eurotiomycetes; Eurotiales; Aspergillaceae
Product: GPI anchored serine-threonine rich protein
Exons: 2
Coding region: 1-504 (167 amino acids)
Source: RefSeq, a predicted model, not a curated record